Molecule: messenger RNA, 397 nt
Organism: Dimorphilus gyrociliatus
Lineage: Eukaryota; Metazoa; Annelida; Polychaeta; Dinophilidae
Source: the annotation of a GenBank genome assembly
AAUGAAUAGAGAUCAAAAGAAAACUGACAGAGAAAACUUGAAAAGUAUACAAUUACAUAAUUUUUUAAAUGAUAAAAUGCCUGGUCUGCUUCCUCUAUGUAAAAAUCCAUUAAUUGCUCAUUUAACUGCUGCUUGGGAAAAAAAGGAAGAAUCAACCACAAUUAACCCUGAAGAGUUUGAACAUAUUAAAAAACAGUUUGCAAACAUUGGUUUGUAUGAUUUACAAACUUAUAAUCCCAUGAAAACACCUUGUCUCCCAUCUACAUCAAAACAAACUGAUAAUUUACAGGAAUUGGAUUUCAGUGAAAAUAGAAAUGUUAUAAAUGUAAUUAUAUCUAAUAUUCCUGAUAAGUUGAAUAACCAAACCAGUUCAGUUACAGUAACACCCAGUUUAUAA